Molecule: messenger RNA, 4812 nt
Organism: Siniperca chuatsi (mandarin fish)
Lineage: Eukaryota; Metazoa; Chordata; Actinopteri; Centrarchiformes; Sinipercidae
Gene: man2a1
Product: mannosidase, alpha, class 2A, member 1
Biological process (GO): N-glycan processing; protein deglycosylation; mannose metabolic process
Cellular component (GO): Golgi membrane
Molecular function (GO): alpha-mannosidase activity; carbohydrate binding
Source: RefSeq, a predicted model, not a curated record
CAGUGGACUCAUUUGUCCACCAGGGGGCGCCGCCGCUGAAACAUCUGCACGAACAGCUGAUGUUUUCAGAUUUUUACACUUUAUUGAAACAUUAAUUUAACGUCCAGUUCAAGAGAAACAUCCGUUAACAAAUAAACUUAAAGCAGAAUAAUAUGUAUUAUAUGACUGUAAUUAUUGAUCGCCUGUAAUGAAACACCAGCAGCAGCUGGUCGGGUGUUCACCUGUCACUGAAUGGACUUUGUGUCUGAUCAAUAUUCUGAUUGAUAAGUCAGAACUCUGCUGGAGUGAUGGUUGUUUAAACAGAUCUGACAGACAUGUAGAAACGUUAAAUAUGAACAGAAGCUUUGAUGAGAAAUAUCAGAAGGAAUUCAGUGAUAAUCAAUAUUUUAGCUCUCGGCAGAGGAAAGGAGGAAGUUGAGGUUCAGUCAGAUGACAAAGCGGAAAUAAAUUGAUCAGAUCAGAGAACAGGCGGCGGGAAGCAGCUGCCUGUUGAUUGGCUCUCAGUUUAUUAAUGAUUUAUUUAAUUUUAUCUUGAAUCUGUGUGAAAUGAUUUAAUUAUAUUUACUUGUAUAUUUGUUUCUUCCUGCUUCUGAGUCGUAAAGUUAAAUAAAGAAAUAAAAUAAUGAAAUAAAAGUCCUGACCGGAAACUGCUCCUGAUUCAGAGCUCCUCUGACCGGAAGUGACGUCUCUGCAGCGCUGAGUCAGCUGAACCAAACCGGAAGCAAAACAAACAGCAGGGCGCAGGCGCAGCAGCAGCACCCCGAGCUCGCGCUGCGCAGGGAACAAACUUUAUUUCACUUUAAUAAAACGUUUAUUCUUUUAUUUUGUUUUCCCGGCUAACUGACGUCAGCCAGCUGCGUCACCCAGCAGGUGAGAAACAGCACGAGACGCACCGGAGCGCGAGACCCGCCGCUGUUUGUCCAACGCGGAAGUUCAGCACGGAAGUGAUGAAGAGGAGUCGGGUGCUGGCCGUGCUGGUGGGAGGAGUCUUUUGCGUGGCGGUGAUGUCACUGUACCGCAUGCUGGAGUUGAUGCAGGGGGCGGAGCUUCAGAACAGAGGGGAGGCGCCCGCUAGACAGGUGGACGACGAUUUGUCCCGCCUCCAGCAGAAGAUUGACAGGCUGGAGCGUCUCCUUAGCGACAACAACCGUCUGGUUGCUGCGCUGCGUGACGCUAUGCUCCACCGCAAAGCAUCAUGGGACACAGGGGGAGGGGCCAACGUGAGCUCCGCCCACAGCCGAGCCGACUCGCCGCCUGGCUGCCGAUUGGCCGAAGAGAUGAAGGACGGGGCCGACGGAGUGCAGCUGCUGGAUGUUUACAACUUCCUGCCGUUCGAUAAUCCCGACGGCGGCGCCUGGAAACAGGGUUUUGAGAUCCGUUACCACGGCAACGAGUGGGACGAGCAGCCGCUGGAACUUUUUCUGGUUCCGCAUUCGCACAACGACCCGGGCUGGCUGAAGACGUUCGACGGUUAUUAUCAGGAUCAGACGAAACACAUCCUCAACAACAUGCUGAUCAAACUGACGGAGGACAGCAGGAGGAAGAUGAUUUGGGCAGAAAUCAGUUAUUUCUCUAAAUGGUGGAACGACAUCGACGAGCAGAAGAGAGCGAUGGUCAAACGUCUGGUGGGGGCGGGGCAGCUGGAGCUGGUGACGGGCGGCUGGGUGAUGGCCGACGAAGCAAACUCUCAUUACUUCGCUCUGUUGGAUCAGCUGAUCGAGGGACACCAGUGGAUCCAGCGACACCUGGGUGUGAAGCCGAGCAGCGGUUGGGCGGUGGAUCCGUUCGGCCACUCCCCCUCUAUGACCUACCUGCUGAAGGGGGCGGGUCUUCGUGACAUCGUCAUCCAACGCACUCACUACGCCGUCAAGAAACACUUCGCCCGGCAACAGACGCUCGAGUUUCUAUGGCGACAGAGCUGGGACUCCUCCUCCCGCAGUGACAUCACCUGUCACAUGAUGCCAUUCUACAGCUACGACAUACCGCACACGUGCGGUCCAAACCCGGCUGUCUGUUGUCAGUUCGAUUUCCACCGCCUGCCGGGGGGGCGGGUCUUCUGUCCGUGGAGGAAACCGCCGCAGCCAAUCACAGAGCAGAACGUCCAGGAGCGAGCUCGCCUCCUGUUGGAUCAGUACCGCCAGAAGUCUCGGCUCUUCCGCUCUCCGGUCCUUCUCGUUCCGCUCGGGGACGACUUUCGAUUCGUGGAGUCGAGCGAGUGGGACGCUCAGUUCGGUAACUACCAGAAACUCUUCGACUACUUCGACCAACACCCGGAGCUCCACAUCAAGGCUCGAUUCGGGACUCUCUCGGAUUACUUCGAGGCUCUUCAUCGGCGUCUGAGCGCAGCAGGAACGACUCUGCCGACACUUCGCGGCGACUUCUUCACGUACGCCGACCGUGACGAUCAUUACUGGAGCGGAUACUUCACCUCCAGACCGUUUUACAAACGCCUGGACAGAACGCUGGAGGCCACGCUCAGAGCGACAGAAAUCCUCUUCACCCUGACGUUGGCUGAAAUGCGUCGUUUCCGUGGCGACGGUCGUCCGGUCGCAGAUUUCCCAGCGCGCGAACACUUCCAGCGUUUGACGGCAGGGAGGCGGAGCCUGGCGCUGUUCCAGCACCACGACGGCAUCACUGGCACUGCCCGCGACCCCGUGGUGGUCGACUACGGCACCAGGUUGUUUCACGCGAUCCUGAACCUGCGCCAGGUGCUGCAGAGCUCUGCCCACUGGCUGCUCCUAUUGGACAAGAGCCAGUACCACCACGACCAAUCAAAACCCUUCCUGCAAAUGGAUGAUGUGAUCUCAGCGCAGGACGCUCUGCCUCAGAAGUCCUCGCUCACGCUCAGUGAUGAGCCCAGGUCAUUGAUCAUCUUCAACCCGACGGAGCAGCUCCGUACGUCCGUCAUCAGCGUCGUCGUCGACUCUCCGGACGCUCGCGUUGUCGAUGCAGAAACAGGUCGACCAAUGGCUGCACAGAUCUCUGCGGUGUGGGCGGAGCCGAGCCGGGCGUCCACAGAAGCUUUCCAGCUCGACUUCGUGGCUGAACUUCCUCCUCUGUCGCUCGGCGUGUAUCAUGUGACCAAAGCCUCUGUUGGCUCCGCCCACCGGGCUCGGUACACCUUCCAUCGUCGCGGCAACCCGCCAGCCAUCCAGACCGUACACUUCCAGGUGUCCGACCCACAAGUACCCGAGGCCGACGCCCCCCUGUCGCUUAGCAACAAGCACGUCCAAAUAUGGAGCUCCGCGGAGACCGGCCUGCUGCAGAAGCUCCGUCUGCAGUCCGGUCUGGUCCGUCAGGUCCAGGUCCAGUUUCUGUGGUACGGAACGAGGACCAGUGCAAACCAGGACAAGAGCGGAGCCUACCUGUUCCUGCCGGGGGAGGGGGCCCAGCUCUACUCGUCCUCAGAGCCGCCCCUGGUUCGGGUCUCCAGAGGGCCGGUCUUCUCUGACAUCACUUCCUGUUUCCGACACUUCACGCACAGAGUCCGACUUUACCACCUGGACGGGCAUGCUGGGAGGUCCCUGGAGAUUUCCAACAUGGUGGACAUCAGGUCAGAGGUCAACCGUGAGCUCGUCAUGCGGCUCGUCAGCGAUGUUGCCAAUGGCAACCGUUUCUACUCCGACCUCAACAGCUUCCAGAUGCAGCAGCGGCGGACUCUGGCGAAGCUCCCCCUGCAGGCGAACUUUUACCCGAUGAGCUCGGCGUCGUUCCUGCAGGACUCGACGUCUCGUGUGUCUCUGCUGUCGGCUCAGAGUCAGGCCGUCGCGUCGCUCAGACCAGGGGAGCUGGAGGUGGUGUUGGACCGGCGGCUGCAGCAGGACGAUAACCGCGGCCUCGGUCAGGGCGUCACCGACAACAAGCUGACGGCGAGUCUCUACCAGCUGCUGCUGGAGGACAGGAGGGGCGGAGCUCAGGAAGUGGGAGGAGCCUCAGUUGAACACCUGUCACUGCUCGCCCACCUGACCUCGCUCUCCCUCUGCCACCCGCCAAUCACCAUGGUCGCCCCUAGCGACAGCCAGCUGCCGAAGCUCCGCCCCUUCCUGCCGCUCCGGUCGUCGCUGCCGUGCGACGUUCACCUGCUGAACCUGAGGACACUGGAGGACGCGCAGGAAGCAGGAAGUCCGUCACAGGAAGCGGCUCUGCUCCUCCACAGGAAGGGCUUCGAUUGUAGCUCCGCCCCCGAGCCGCGACUGCAGUGCACGUGGAGCGCGCACGAGGAGGUGAACGUGGACGAUCUGUUCUCUCCUCUCCGCUUUCGUUCGGUCCGCCGGUCGGGACUCACUCUGCUGCGAGAAGACGACGAACCGCAGUCCGCCCAGCAACAGCGGCCGCCGCGCGUCACGCGCCUGCGGCCAAUGGAAAUCAGCGCUUUCCGCGUGGAGCUCGACUGAAAAACAAGAAGGAACAUUCAUUCAGUCAUUUCACACAACGAGAUAUAGAGAAUAAGCUGCCAGAGGAAAUGAGCCAAAAAUGUCACUAAAAAAGUCCAAACUUAAAGGUGAUGUAAAUAAAAGAUUAUAAAUGACAGAUUAUAAAUUACAGAUUAUAAAUAAAAGAUUAUAAAUUACAGAUUAUAAAUAAAAGAUUAUAAAUUACAGAUUAUAAAUUACAGAUUAUAAAUUACAGAUUGAUAUUAAGCAGCCAAAGCUGAGCUCUGCGGCCGUGGGCGAGAACGUGGCGCUACAAAUGAACGAGCCGGGAGUCGAAACCGGAAACCGCAAAGAAAAAGGGAAAGUGGAGAGGACGAAGAGUGAAAUACGUAAGACGGCGACGCAGCAGUCCGCGGGGUCAAAGGUCAGGAGCCCAAAG